Molecule: messenger RNA, 1384 nt
Organism: Quercus robur (English oak)
Lineage: Eukaryota; Viridiplantae; Streptophyta; Magnoliopsida; Fagales; Fagaceae
Exons: 6
Coding region: 93-1022 (309 amino acids)
Biological process (GO): regulation of DNA repair
Source: RefSeq, a predicted model, not a curated record
ACAUUGUAAAACACGCGCCCCUGAAAACAAAUUUACAAAACCCUGACCCAUCCGAAAUUAGGGUUUAUGAUUUGUCUCUAAAAACUCAAAAAAUGGCGGCUUUGGCGGGAAAUCUCAGCUCCAGAAUCUCAUCCCAACUUCAAUAUCGAGUCUUCUUCAUUCCCUGGGUGAAGAAGAACAAUGCCACUGCAAUCACUUGUUUGCAGAGUAGGGACUAUAGUUCAUCGGUUCCAGUUAGGUACAUUCCUAAGAAAUCUUCUAAGGUUAACAAACCUGAAAGUCCUCUGCCUAUAAAGGGUUCUAAAGAACCCAGUAACCGUUCCGAUACAAUGCAGAGAAGUAUAGUUUUUGAUGAGGAUAAAUCUCGAAAUCACAAUCAGAUGUUCAAGGAUAAUGUGUUGUUGGAUGAUUUUGAGCAAGACUAUGAAUUCAUGGAAGAGACUGAGGAGGUUAUUGAAAAGUCCAGUAUCCAUCAAAGGAAGGAUUCCAAGCAAGAUGUAUCAUGUGCUUUUGAAACUAAGCAAGAUGCAGAAAAAUUGGCAAUUGAAUUACUUGCAACAAGAGCAUUCACAGCUGUUGAAAUGAGAAAAAAACUGCAUGGCAAGGGAUUUUCACCUGAUACUGUUGAGUCAGUGAUAGAUGAUUUCCAGAGAAGAGGGUUUAUAAAUGAUAGCUUGUAUGCGGAAACAUUUUCUCAGUCUAGAUGGUCUAGUUCAAGUUGGGGACCAAGGCGUAUCAAGCAGGCACUCUUGAGAAAAGGAGUAAGUGAAGUUGAUGCAGAGAAUGCGGUAAAACUGGUUUUUGAGAAAGGUGAAUCCAGUGAUCAUGAGUCAAGUCUUGGGUUGUCAAAGACUUCUGUGGAUCGUUUAUUUAUCCAGGCCUCAAAGCAGUGGCUCCGAGGUCAGGAUGUGCCAAAAGAGAAAAGGAAAUCAAGGAUAAUUCGCUGGCUUCAAUACCGAGGGUUCAAUUGGGGUGUUAUCAGCAUCAUAUUAAAGAAAUUAGAAUCUCAGCAUCCUCCCUAAGCAACAAUGGGGCUGUUUUAUUUUCGUGGCUCCUAAGAAUUGGGAUGCUAUGCCAUUUUCAUCACUUCGCAUGUAAAUUGUGUAAUUUGGAUAGGGUUAUGCUCUCCAUUAGAACACAUGCUCUGUCCAGAAAAAUUACUACAUCAGCCUACGCUAGAGCCAUCUAAUCUAGGUAGAAUUACUUAAGUGACGAUGCAGAGAUUCUUUUGGUGCGAUCAACAUUCUUAUUUCAAAGUGUAGAAGUUCUCAUGUACCACAAUAACCAUCUUAACGAAAUCCAGUUGUUUGUAUGGUGUAUGUGUUUAGUCAGUGAUUUGCAGCUAUUACUCAAGAAGAUAAACUGCGAUGGAUUUACCUUCUUA